Molecule: messenger RNA, 4602 nt
Organism: Salmo salar (Atlantic salmon)
Lineage: Eukaryota; Metazoa; Chordata; Actinopteri; Salmoniformes; Salmonidae
Product: nuclear receptor coactivator 7
Biological process (GO): regulation of transcription by RNA polymerase II; response to oxidative stress
Cellular component (GO): nucleus
Source: RefSeq, a predicted model, not a curated record
AGUGCCGAAUUUGGUCAACCAAAAAUGUAAUUUCAAAUUUUCUACGUGAGCCUUAUUUGGUAUAAGUUAUGGUUCGGUUGUUACUAAUGCGCUGACAUAAGUGGACGCACGUGGCAUUUCGGUAAAUAUGGAGAAGGGGAAAAAAAAGCGACUGUCGGAGUUGUGCCAGUUUAACACAAGUAUCUGCCCUCUUACUGGUUAGACUGGUCCCACCUGCCUCCCUUCUUUUGAGGACGUGCGUUUCCUUUGUUAUAGAACAUAUGUCAGGACUGGUCGUAUUUGCGUUUAGAAUUAUGAAUAUGCCUGGGUGCACUUAACUAGUUUGGAUAAUAUAUUUUAAUGGUUUUAUGCAUGCAUGUACACUAUUUGCAAGUCGUAACUAACGGUAAAAAAAGUAAACAUUGUCAACCACGCUACUACAUCCAUUAAAAACAUUUUUUUUAUCCGCCUUUGUCACGAUAAACACACUCUGGCUGUAAUGACAUCAGCUGUCAGUGUUGUCUUGUGUGGACCUUGUCCCCUCUCCAGUUUUUUGCAGGUAACAUACGUUCAUGCAGACAACAGACUCCGGUUGCAUCCAUAGUCAUCGGGAAAUCGGUUUUGCUGCACCACUGCAAGGAACACGUUAAGCAAGAAAAGCAGGAUGCAGAAAGGAUAAGGAAGAGGAAAGGAGCAGAGAAGGGAUAGUCUUCCCGUUCUGCUCAGUGUGUAUGUGUUGGGGUGCAUGAAGCUGUAGACCACUGCACUGAUGGAGAAGAGGGAGAGGAAGCCUGGCUACUUUGCCAGGCUGAAGAGACGGAGACAGCUCAAGCAGAGCCAAUCAGGGAAGUCAGUGGCUGAGCAGAACCGGGCGGAUUCGUCCGCAAAGAUGCCCGUCAUCUCCUGCCCAGACCCUGCUUUUUCUGAACCCCUGGAGAGGAUAAAACCUAACCUGCCUGGAGGCUCAGAUGGCAGCAGCAACAGGAGCAGCCAGGCCAAGCGACAGAAGAGGCCCCCCGGGACAGUGGAGUAUACCGUGGGACUCCAGGAAUCUCUAAGCAGCAUUGCUCUGAAGUUUAACAUCACCCCGAAUAAACUGGUGCAGCUCAACCGUCUCUUCUGCCGCAGUAUCUAUCCUGGACAGAAGCUGUUUGUUCCUGACGUGGGCCAAUCGGGUGCUGACUCUCAGUCUGUGGAUUCUUCUGACCCCGCCUUCCCCAGUGGCCUAUCAGAGAAGGUGUUACAGGAUGGAGACUCCAGCGGCAGGUCAGUAAGACCAUUACGACGCGUGCUGUCACCCCCGUCCGAGGACGAGAGCCCCGCCACGGCUAAGUUCAUUAAGAUGAGCUGCAAGUACUUCACUGAUGGAAUGGGUGUGGUGGGAGGGGUGAUGAUCGUGACGCCCAACAACAUCAUGUUUGACCCUCACAAGUCGGACCCCCUGGUGAUCGAGCACGGCUGUGAGGAGUACGGCCUGCUCUGCCCCAUGGAGGAGGUGGUGUCUGUGGCCCUCUACAACGACAUCUCCCGCAUGAAGCUCAAGGACGCGUUGCCGUUAGACCCACCCCAGGAUCUGUGUCCUCUGUACAGGCCCGGGGAGUGGGAGGAGCUGCCCUCGGAGCGCGACCUCAACCCCUUUAGCCGUUACGAGGCGCUGGACCCCAAACGACCCAUCGUCCUGGACGACAUCAACUCUGCCCUGUCAGAGACUGAUAUAGCGAGAGCAGAGUGUGAUCCAGCAGACAAGUCUCCAUCAGACGAGGGUUUCACAGAGCUGGAGCUUCCCUUGAACGGGAGUGCUGAGGAACCGAAGAGCGGAUCCAGACCACCUGCCACUGCUACAAGCCCGGACCAGCAAGGAGAGCCUCCAGGUUCUAAUACCCCUAAACGGGCAAAGUCCCAGGACCAGUCCCCUUCUGACUCAGUCCCACUGACCUCGCAGAGAGGGGAGGAUGAAGGACUGGUACAGAACAGAUCCAUUGAGGACACGACAGAAUCACUGCCCAUGUCAUCAAAGACUGAGAAAGACGGUGAACUCUUGAAGGAGACGCCUGCUAGCCUAGCCACAGGCCAAGGCCAAGACGACAACUCUACAGGGCAACUAGUGAACAGUGUUAGCAUUAGCGAACCAUCAGAAUCAGCAAUGGACCAAAACAGGAAGCUGAGCUUCAGUGAGACCGCUGAGGCUCUGGGAAAAUGUAUUUCUUGGGAACCCAGCCCUGCAGGCGAGCUGCAGAACGGACCAAUGGUAGAGGAGGGGCUGAGUGAGGAAGAGGAGCGGAAGAGGAGCAACAAAGCGGAGGUGAAGUCAUGGCUGCUGGAGCGGAUGCAGGCGCCCAUCCAAAACACGCUUCUGUCAACGGAGGAGAAGAGUAAGAUCCCUCCCAUGUUCCUUUGCCUCAAGGUGGGCAAGCCCAUGAGGAAGUCCUUCGUCAUUAGCCGGUCAUCCAGCCCCGCUCACACGAGAGGAAAGCAGUCGGAGUACUGGUUUGCUGUACCCCAGGAGAGGGUGGACCACCUAUAUGCGUUUUUUGUCCAAUGGUCUCCUGACGUGUACGGGAAGGUGGCCAGGGAGCAGGGCUUCGUGGUCGUGGAGAAGGAUGAGCUCAACAUGAUCGAUAACUUCUUCAGUGACCCCGGGACCCCUCACAGCUGGGAGAUCAUCACCAUCAACGAGGCGACGCGCAGGCAGACUUCUGGCAGUUACGAAGGGGAGGAGCCUUUGGGGGAUCUACUGCCCAUGCUCAGUGACCCUAGCACUCUGCUACAGGACACACACAUAGAGAAGCUUGUGUGUCGGCUGCCGGCGCGGGUGCAGGGGUAUCCAUGGAGACUGGCUUACAGCACGGCAGAACACGGGACCAGCCUAAAGACCCUGUACAGGAGCCUAUUGGAUGUGGACAGCCCUGUGCUACUGGUUAUCAAAGACAUGGACAACCAGUUGUUUGGGGGAUACUCUACCCAUCCCUUCAGAGUAAGUGAGCACUGCUAUGGCACGGGAGAGACCUUCCUCUUCAGCUUCUGCCCUGAGAUCAAGAUGUACCGCUGGACUGGGGAGAACUCCUACUUUGUUAAAGGCAACAUAGAUUCUCUUCAGAUGGGAGGAGGAGGAGGUCAGAUAGGGCUGUGGGUGGACGCUGACCUGUACCACGGCACCACCUCCAGCUGUGCCACCUUCCACAACCAGCCCCUCUCCCCCCAGAAGGACUUCAUCAUCCACAGUGUGGAGGUCUGGGCCUUCGAGUAGCCUCCCUCCACCUCCAGUCUCCGCCAAACCUCACCCACACUGGUGGGAACCCAGACCAAGCUUCAACGCCCACCCCUUUACCAGAAUGGGGAGCUGACGAUUUGAGAUGGUGUAUGUCAUGGUUUAUGCCAGCCGGUUUGAUGUGGUUGGAAUCUGGUUUGUCCUGAGUGUGGCGGAGGUGUGAAAAUCUGUGGUUGGUGUAUUUCCCUCUCUCUCUAUUUGCUGCCUUAAGGUUCUCGCAUGCUUCCUAGUCGAAAUGUGGCGCGUCGGUUCACUCAUUUAUUAUGACAGGAUUUUGUGACGUUUUUGUUCGUUUUGGUGUUUGGCAGGGUUUUUUCCAGCUGUUCACACACACUUUUUUUUUUUCUUGAGACAAGUUAAGUGAUUGGUCAAAAGUAGGGAUUCUUCAAUGAAGUGUUUGUCAUUCAACGAGAGAUGACUAGUUUUCAUGCAAAUUUAUUCACUUAAAAUACUGCACCAAACAUCUUAGCUAGAUGUAAAAUUGCAAAAAACUAAAAAUAACUACACUUUUGUUAAUUUCUCUGAUUUAUUCAAACUAUUUUGAGGAAGUGUAUACUGACUAUGUUGCUACGGCGUCUCAAGAGGGACAAAACGUAAUAUUGCUGCUUUUUUUCUCGAAUUUCAAGCAGUCAUUUAAGGGAGUAUGUGAGGCACAGAUGUUCGUCUAGCUGAGUUCUGCUACUAGCAAACCGAAUCUAGCAUGCAGGCACCUUUUUUAUACCUACCAUGCCACAGCUAUCCCAGCAUGCAGCCUGCCUGCAGAACUCAACUUCUACCCACUCGGAGGGGAGAAGUAGAGUGACUCAAGUUCCUGGAGGAUCAGAGGCGAUUCUGCUGCAGUUGUCCUUGCUAACGAAAUCCGUCAUAGGUGACUAUAAAACACAAUAUUAAAACAAUUCAUUGUGAGAUUUUUGUAUUAGGGAAGUGUCUAGUAGUGGGUACAAUGCCCAUCAAAAGGGAAUAAGGCAUCUGGUGAAGUGAAUAAACAACCAUCAAUUCUCUACAAACGGAGCCAAUCAGAUUGCUCCUUUUUGUUAUCAACCAGAAUAAUCUUAUUUCCCUGAGAUAUUAAGAACUGAUGUGAAAAGAGGAAGCAGGUGAAAGGGAAGAAGUUUUAGCUAGUGCUUUUGAGCCUCAUUUCUCUAACAAGCACACAUCUGCCCCAAACCCACUUUAAAUAUAGGAGUAAUUGUUUACAAAGAGAAGAGGUUUGCAUUCACUGAAGGUUGUAUUGUUCUCAUGUCUACAGUCCUAUAUAGACUGAAUGAGAAUGUUGCAUUUCAUUACCCUCGCUUUCCAAAACAACUGCCCACUAAGGAAACAUACAGUGCAUUCGGAAAGUAUUCAGUCCCCUU